This is a messenger RNA of Microplitis mediator, 914 nucleotides long. RefSeq names its product histidine-rich glycoprotein-like. The coding region runs from base 161 to 829 and encodes 222 amino acids. The record is from RefSeq and is a predicted model, not a curated record. Gene Ontology annotation, cellular component: extracellular matrix. The transcript is spliced from 3 exons. Lineage: Eukaryota; Metazoa; Arthropoda; Insecta; Hymenoptera; Braconidae.
UAAACACCUCGAUUACUGUUAAGUCUAAAGAUGACUCCAAAGGUGCAGUGAUUAUAUUAAAACAAAAAAUAUAUUUUUAUAUUCAUCUAAAAUUACAUUCUGCUCAUUAAGAUUUCAUUUUGAAUCUUUGAAAAAUUUAAUAUUGACGACGUGUCUGUGUAUGCUGAUGAUAUGUCAAGUGAGGACAGGAAUUGUUUCGGUAUCUGAUGCUUCGGAUGAACACCAUCAACAUCAACAUCAGCAUCAGGAUUAUGGGCACGAACAUGUGCCUGUAGCAACAUCUUACAUGCACUUCCACGGGCCAGUAGAAGGGCCAGAGUUCCAAGUGAAAGUGCCCUAUGUGAUUCCUCAUCACUACGAAAAUCAUUACCAGCCCAGCGAGCACCAGCAUCAAGAGAAUAACGACCUGGCUGGUCAUCACAGCCACGUGAACGAGCACCAGGCUGAUGAGGCUCACGGGUACAUUGGACACACCACAGACUAUGUCGCGCAUCCCAAGUACGAGUUUGCUUACGGAGUCGAGGAUCAUCACACUGGAGACUUUCACGAGCAGAAAGAAGUCAGAGACGGGACGAGUGUGAGUGGCGAGUACAGAGUGAAGGAACCUGGCGGCAGCGUUCGUAUUGUUAAAUACAAGGCCGACAAGGACGGGUUCCAUGCGCACGUCGAGACCAAGGGGAAGAAUGAUCACUCAGGAGCGACCUACACCACACACGCUCAUCUUCAUCAGCACGAACCGACUCAUCACGAUGACAAUCAAAACCACCAUCAUCUGCAGCUUCACGCCGAGGACACUCAUUACGAAUACUCUCACGACGCCUACGCAUGAUCAUUUUUAUGUUAUUUCUUUUUUAAUACCUCUUUGUACCUGUUAAAUGUAUAUUUUUGUUGUUAAUAAUAUUUGUUAUAUUUGA